Molecule: messenger RNA, 3045 nt
Organism: Ostrinia furnacalis (Asian corn borer)
Lineage: Eukaryota; Metazoa; Arthropoda; Insecta; Lepidoptera; Crambidae
Product: adenylate cyclase type 6-like
Exons: 14
Coding region: 1-2010 (669 amino acids)
Biological process (GO): adenylate cyclase-activating G protein-coupled receptor signaling pathway; intracellular signal transduction; cyclic nucleotide biosynthetic process
Cellular component (GO): plasma membrane
Molecular function (GO): adenylate cyclase activity
Source: RefSeq, a predicted model, not a curated record
AUGUUGUACACCAUCGAGAGAGACAGAAUGCUGAAGGUGUACUUCAUCUGCACUCUGAUGAUUUUCGUUGCCGUGUCCUUGGUGCAGAUGCUUUCCUUCAACAUGACUGCUGCUGGAUUCAUCACGAUUGCUGCGUGCGGCCUGAUCAUCUCGUCUACCUGCUACAUCGUAUUUUGCAUUGACUUUAAGCACACCACGCCCCGGCUGAAGCGCUGCGCGGUGCGGAUCCACAACAACCGCACUCUUGCGCAGGUGCUGUCGUUCAUUGUCGUCACCGCUUUCAUUGUCCAAAUCCAAGUUAUCAUGGUGCUGGGCUUGUACAGCGGUGCCCAAAUGGACCCGGAAUUCAUUCAGCAAUUAAUGGAAUUCGAUGGGUUCUGCCCAUUCAGCAUGAACGAGCACUACCUACAACUGACGCUGCUGGUGAUGUUCCUGUGUGCUGUACACCAAAUUCUGAUCACAAUGAUGAAGACGCUCCUCCUGGUCAUCAUCUCAACCACGUACAUUCUGGUGACCACGCAGGAGCACUUGUAUCUCACCCACUUCUUCCUCGAGCCGCAGCAAAAAUGCGGACUGGAUUGGAAUCAGCAGUGGAUGAACAUCGUCAUUGCGGUUGGUGCUACUGUUGCUCUGAUCCUGCACUCACAGCAAACUGAGAGCACCUACCGAUUGGACUUCAUCUGGAAACUACAGGCUAACGAUGAGAAGGAGGAGAUGGAACAUCUAGAGGCAUAUAAUCGCAAACUGCUCGCGAAUAUCCUGCCAGAGCACGUCGCGCAACACUUCCUCUGCAGCGACAAGAAUAUCGAUGAGCUGUACCACGAGCAAUGCGAAUCGGUUUGCGUUAUGUUCGCCUCGAUCCCGAACUUCUCCGAAUUCUACGUGGAACUGGAGGGCAAUAAUGAGGGAGUGGAGUGCCUCCGUCUCCUCAAUGAAAUCAUCGCCGACUUCGACGAGAUUCUCGCCGAGGAGCAGUUCAGAUACAUCGAGAAGAUCAAGAGCACUGGCGCUACGUAUAUGGCUGCAUCUGGCCUGACGGUUUCGACCAGCGAUCUCCGCGGCUACCGCCACGUGACCGCGAUGGCUGACUACGCUCUCCGACUUCGUGAGCAGCUUCAGUAUGUCAACGAGCACUCGUUUAACAGCUUCCAUAUCAGGAUCGGCAUUAACAUCGGCCCGGUGGUAGCGGGCGUGAUUGGCGCUCGCAAGCCACAGUAUGACAUCUGGGGCAACGCGGUCAACGUUGCGUCGCGAAUGGACUCUACUGGCGUACUGGACCACAUCCAGGUGACUCAAGAGGUGUAUGAAAUCUUGGCGAGCCGUGGCUACAAACUGCGAUGCAGAGGCACGGUUGACGUCAAGGGCAAGGGCAACAUGGUUACCUACUUCCUGGAGGGAGUUGGUGAGACCGUCCCCCCUGGAUGCAUGGAUAUUUACAGCAACCCCACACCAUCGACAUCUGGACAGAGUGGAAGCGGAGGGGGCGGUGGCGGUCGCCCCGACCACCACCCACUGGAGACGCUGUCGGAGGGAUGCACCGAUGAAGACGGUCCGUCACCGCGAGCGUCCAUUCCACGAGAGAACCAAAACGGCUCAAUGAGCCCACGUAUGCACAAUGGAUCGGCGUCGCGCGAGAGCCUCCCCAGCGAGGUUCACGCUCGCGCGCUGAAGCGCCUGGAGCGCCCGCAGUCCCUGGCCGACGAGCCCAACCUGGCCACCAUCAUCUCGAUGAUCAACUCCCGCGCGUAUUCCAGCAACUUCGACCGAACAGACAGGAACUCCUCUCUCAGGAAUGUCAAGCGCACUGUCGUUGAGUCCCACAGCAGCGGUGAGAUCGAGGAGCUUCUAGAGGGCCGCGCCCCGCGCCGCGCUGCCAGCCUUGCCGACUUCCUUUUCAGGAGGAAGCAACCGCGAAACGACGUCGCCUCUGUCAACAUCAUCGCCAACCCAAUGAACGUCGUUUACGAUGCUGAGAACCCCGCCUCACUCGAUGAGACGUUUAUUAACUAAGUCAACAUCUUUACCCGAUGUCGAGAUCCCAACUUCGCUAUUAUCUCGACCGACUCAAAAUGCAUGUCUUAAGUAUCGGCAUCCAAACAUUGCGUCUAUCAUUACGUCAUGAAUUGUUCUUUUUUCUACUUUACUAAACAGAUAGAUCUAAGAUUGACGGAAUAAUAUGUAUAAUUUUUGCAGAUUCAUUGUUCUGCAAUGUGGAUACUUCGGAAAUGCGUUUUCAAAUAACACUGGAUUUGACAUUUUUUCUCCUGGAAAUGACACAAGAGACAGCGGCAAUGUUCGACUGCUGACUCGUCCGACGGGUUGUUAACCUUUCAUCUGGAUCUGCCCACCGAUUGACUUUUUGAGAGAUUGAGCUUCACCAGACUUUGCCUUUUCAUGAAUCUGACGUAGUUUUCUCGGAUUAUACACAUACGAAUUUACUGAUAUUAGUUCUAAAGUAUGAAUGGAUAGAUUAAAGGUUGUGAUACCGCGGGUUGACAGUCCCGAUGACAUUGUCAAUUGGGUGCUUAGAGAAAUGAAAGCGUAUAAUAAGGUAAGUAGAUGAGAUUGUAUUUAAUCGGAUGCGGUGAAUGAAUUACAUUAAAAUUUCUUUUAGCCGGCUAAACCAAAUAGGACAAUCACUCUGACUUGACAUUUUAAUUUAGGAAUUAAUCUUAACCACAUAAAUAAUAUCAUUAAGAUUUAAAAUUAGGUUAAUUAUCAAUAAUAUUUUAUCAAUUUUCGUAGAGCUUAUAAUAGCUAUUAGUAAUAUAACACUGAUCCAAAUACCAACCAUCAUCUUAGCCACUGCUGUCAAAUGAUUAGCAACAAUUUGAACAUUCUCCACAAGAGCUAGUUAAACUGCGUACCUUUCACUAACCACACCCUUGCGAUGUUUGUAUUUUUUCAUUACAUCCCUUCGUUUUUGUAGGAGAAACAAUUGUUUCAUUAGGAUUAAAAAUUGUGUCUCUAAGGCACGCUCGGCAAGCAAAAAUACGUCAAAAUUUUUCACCCCGUUUUGUUCUAUUGUAAUAAUUACUUCGAGAU